UUCCCUAUCGCUCCGUGCCCGGGUGCACGCAGGCCUUUACGCGCUGUCGCACACGGUCACAGAGCCACUGAGGGUCAGAGCAUUGCGCGAGGGGUGGGAGGAAGACCCCGGGACAGAUCUGGGCGCUGUCCGAGGUGGAGCCGGGGGUGGAGCUUCGGGGCCGGGCGCGCAGAGCUGGGGCGUGUCCGCGCCGCCGUGAUCCGCGCCGCUCCUCCCUCGGCCCGCUCCCUGCGCUCGCAGCCUCCUCGCCGCAGCCCCCGCCGUAGCUGUCGCUGCUCCCGCCGUCACCACCUCCGAGAAGAUGGCUGUGCCUCCCACAUAUGCUGAUCUUGGCAAGUCUGCCAGGGAUGUCUUCACCAAGGGCUAUGGCUUUGGCUUAAUAAAACUUGAUUUGAAAACGAAGUCGGAGAAUGGAUUGGAAUUUACCAGCUCAGGCUCCGCCAACACAGAGACCACCAAAGUGAACGGCAGUCUGGAAACCAAGUAUCGAUGGACUGAGUACGGCCUGACGUUUACAGAAAAGUGGAACACAGACAACACCCUGGGUACCGAGAUCACCGUGGAAGAUCAGCUCGCGCGUGGGCUGAAGCUGACCUUUGACUCAUCCUUCUCACCUAACACUGGGAAAAAAAAUGCUAAAAUCAAGACAGGGUACAAGAGGGAGCAUAUCAACCUGGGCUGUGAUGUGGACUUUGACAUCGCUGGGCCCUCGAUCCGGGGUGCCCUGGUACUUGGCUAUGAGGGCUGGCUAGCUGGCUACCAAAUGAAUUUUGAGACCUCCAAGUCCCGAGUGACCCAGAGCAACUUUGCAGUUGGCUACAAGACGGAUGAAUUCCAGCUUCAUACUAAUGUGAAUGAUGGGACGGAGUUUGGUGGCUCCAUCUACCAGAAGGUGAACAAGAAGUUGGAGACCGCUGUCAAUCUCGCCUGGACAGCGGGGAACAGUAACACUCGCUUUGGGAUAGCAGCCAAGUACCAGGUCGACCCUGACGCCUGCUUUUCGGCCAAAGUGAACAACUCUAGCCUGAUAGGCUUAGGGUACACUCAGACCCUCAAGCCAGGUAUUAAGCUGACGCUGUCAGCUCUGCUGGAUGGCAAGAACGUCAAUGCAGGUGGCCACAAGCUUGGUCUAGGACUAGAAUUUCAAGCAUAAAUGAAUAUUGUACAAUCAUUAAUUUUAAACUAUUUUGCAGUAUAGCUACCUUCAGAAUUUAGUGAACCUUUUAAUGUUGUACGUUGGGGAUGUGAGAAUCGAUAAAUACCACGUUAGAUCUCCAGGUUAAGGAUGACUCGGCUUUCUGGUGUUUACCAUUUCAGAGGUACAGCAGACACCCCAUUCCUGAAAGGGUCCUUUUAGCUGUAGACGUGGUCUGGGGAGGAGACCCUCUAGAGAUGCCAGGCCACAAGUGGAAGCUCGGAAUAUGCAGGCCCUUUGUAAAUCUGUAUCGAGUCCACAGGUGAAAUUGUGACUUCCUGAGCAACCUUGGUGUCUCGAUCCUAACUGCUGAGAAGCAUGUGCACACAUACCUGUGUGAGAGGACCUUUCCCAGACAGAUCUCCGUGGCCUCUUCCUGUCCUUGCCCAGUUACCUGUUUUACACCAAAAGCACUCUUCUGGUUAGCUAUUUCCUUUGUGCCAUUUUAGGGUGGAGAGAGUGGGCCAAUGGAGCCAUCAUUUAGGACUUCAUUCUUCCUUGUGUUGUGGCAUGGUUUUUUUCUUUUCUCUCUCUCUCUCUCUCUCUCUCUCUCUCUCUCUCUCUCUCUCUCUCUCUCUCUCUCUCUCUCUCACCAUUGCACUAGAGUAUGAGACAGCUUUAAGCUGGGCAGGUGAUUGUGGUCACCAUGACAACACUAGGGAUCUAAAGUGACCUGUUAAAGCCACACCACUCUUUUUUUAGCAGUUUAAUGGGUACAUUAGAGAGUCUUCCAUUUGUGUGGAAUUAGCUCCUCCCCUUCAAAUGCUGUAAUUAACAUCACUUAAAAUAAAACUUGAAUAAAAUAUUGAAACCUCA
Molecule: messenger RNA, 2011 nt
Organism: Chionomys nivalis (European snow vole)
Lineage: Eukaryota; Metazoa; Chordata; Mammalia; Rodentia; Cricetidae
Gene: Vdac1
Product: voltage dependent anion channel 1
Exons: 9
Coding region: 302-1153 (283 amino acids)
Biological process (GO): monoatomic anion transmembrane transport
Cellular component (GO): mitochondrial outer membrane
Molecular function (GO): voltage-gated monoatomic anion channel activity
Source: RefSeq, a predicted model, not a curated record